AUGGAUACUUCUAAUGAGAAAAAAGUUAUUUCAGCAUAUGAGAGAAAAAUUGCAGAAAUAUUGAAGAGAAAGGUGCAGGAAUGUUUCGAAAUGCAAACUGUCUUCCAAACUAUAUCAGAGAAGGCUUCUGAAGCUGCAAAUUAUGGUCAGUGUCUUUUCUUGACUGCACGCGAAGUCGAAGCCUACAAAUACACAUCUCUUCGUGAUGCGUUCUACGACAAACCACACUCGAAACUACCCGUAGACGACAUCCUCCUAUGGUUCUAUAUCUUUAAGAGAACAUAUAUAGACGGCACCCAUUGCUUGGAUUAUCAACGGGAUCCAUUCAAGAAUUACACCGAGAAUGUAGGCAUCAAUUUGUUAGCAGAAUUUGCAAUUGCUUCAAAACCCUGCUUUGUUGUUCCAGGAGGAAGGGAAGAGCUUGCAAAAGAGUGGUAUCUAUGUUCAGUUUCAAGUAUUGAAAAGCUCGAGGAUGCGAAGCUUUGGCAAGUUAACGUCACGUUGAGCAGCAGGGAAGCACAUGUUCUUACCGCUCAAGGUAUAUCAUUACCGGUUUCCAAAGAGUGCGAGGCAAGAUUACCAAGAAAUGCAACCAGAAAACAACGCAUGGAGAUGGCUGCGUUCGAACCUGAAAAUGCUCUCCCUCAAUACCUGCACCAUCUCCUGGGCCUAGCCGUAAAGAAUAACGCCGAUAUCACAUUUACAAGCGACGAGGCUGCAACACUCCUCAUAAUUUCGAAAGACAACCCAGUCCCAAAAUCAGACCCGUCAAUCAAAACUCCUGCAAAAGCUGUCGAAUAUCACGAAGGAAAUAAUGAAAUAAUUCCACCAGAAUGGGUGAAAAGGGCUAUUGAAGCACAAGUAAUGGCGGGACAGGAGGAGCCAAAGAGAUUCAAGAACGGGUAUCCUCUAACGACAAAGACCCCGGAACAGAGGAGACAGUGGCGUGAGGAGGAGAAAGAGAGAUUGAUAUCAUUAGGUCAUACUGAGUUGGCUGCGGUCAGAAAGGAUCCGAAGGAGAAGGUGUUAAAAAGCAAAGUUACCAUCAAGGACAUCAGAGCUGUCAUCGAAUCGAACGCUGAAGAGUCAGAAGAAGAACAUGAUAAGUCAGAAGAAGAAGCUGAAGAUAGAGCUAAGGACGACUUGAUACUCUCAUUAGGCAAGAGACUCGCCGCCAAAGAACGACAUAUAGCUGAAAAGGAGACCGAGAUCAAGCAUGUUUGUGUUGCUUAUGACAAUCGAGAGCAAGCACUCAAAACUGAGAACAGCAAGCUAGAAUCUGCAUUAGUAGCGACGAAAGAGAAACUCGACAAGGCACUGAAAGAACCAGACAAGGUCCGAAGCGAAUGGUCGACCAAGAUACAGCGUCUGCACGAAAAGAUAUCUAAGCUAGAGCAGGAACUUAAGGCCGAACAAGAUGCACAAAAUAUUACCAAGCUCGAUAGUGCAGAAACAACCAACAAGCUUUCUCGACACAAAGCAGCACAUGAACGCUUUGUUGAAAAGGCUACUGAGCUCAAGAAACAACGGGACGAAGCACGACAAGAACGAGACAUACUACGUGCUUCUCGCGUCAGCCAGGCUCAAAUCGACGAUACAAAGGUUAGCGAGAUCGCUCGCGCUGUUGAGGAAGCUACCAAGCCUCUUAAGGCUGUCAUCAUUGCUUCGGAAGCCAAGAUUGCCACCCUGGAAACAACAAUUUCGAAACUCAAAGACGACGCAGUGACGAGAAAGAACCAAGAAGGCAUGGCCGCACUUCCAGUAAUUAAAGCGCUUGUCGAUCUCCAAAAAAGAUAUGCACGAUUGAACGAAGCUAUAAAGAAGGAACGCAGUGGUCGCGCACAUGACGCAGUGUCUCAGAAAAGCUCGGAAAUUGACCUUCAACAACAAUUACAGGAACAACAACUUGUGUCUGCGGAUCUGCGGUCUCAGAUUAUGGGACAAUCGAAUGUGGAGAAGGCUCUGCUGGAGCAACUUGCUGUGUUGCAAGAGAGGAAUACGCGGCUGGAGGAGGAGAAUUCUCAGUUUAGAACUGUGCAAAGUAUGAUGCAGGGGAUUGGUAGAUCCUAG
Molecule: messenger RNA, 2070 nt
Organism: Botrytis fragariae
Lineage: Eukaryota; Fungi; Ascomycota; Leotiomycetes; Helotiales; Sclerotiniaceae
Exons: 2
Coding region: 1-2070 (689 amino acids)
Source: RefSeq, a predicted model, not a curated record